This is a messenger RNA of Malaya genurostris, 585 nucleotides long. RefSeq lists its product as uncharacterized. The coding region runs from base 1 to 585 and encodes 194 amino acids. The transcript has 2 exons. NCBI's taxonomy places the organism in Eukaryota, Metazoa, Arthropoda, Insecta, Diptera, Culicidae. The record is from RefSeq and is a predicted model, not a curated record.
AUGGGGAUUCAAGAUGACGGGAGAAACGACUACGUCAGUGUAGCAGAAGACGGAAAUGAUCCAGCUCUCACAUUGAGGGAAGUUAAGGAUGCCAUGCACCAGCUCAAAACCAACAGUGCAGCUGGUAAGGAUGGCAUCGCAGCUGAACUCAUCAAGAUGGGCCCAGAAAAGUUGGCCACGUGUUUGCACCGAUUAAUAGAAGUUAUCAAGCCGGCUUCGUCGACAACGGACCAGAUCUUCACCGAGCGGCAAAUCCUCCAAAAAUGCCGUGAAUACCAGAUCCCAACGCAUCACCUGUUCAUCGACUUCAAGGCAGCAUACGAUAGCAUCGACCGCAUAGAGCUAUGGAAAAUUAUGGACGAGAACAGCUUUCCGGUGAUGUUGACUAGAAUGAUCAAAGCGAUGAUAGACGGUGUGCAAAACUGCGUAAGGAUCUCGGGUGAACUAUCCAGUUCAUUCGGAUCUCGUCGAGGACUGCGACAAGGUGACGGACUCUCAUGCCUACUAUCCAACAUCGCCUUGGAAGGAGUAAUGCGACGAGCCGGGCUUAACAGCCGGGGUACGAUUUUCACGAAAUCCAGUUAA